AUGAAGUUCACCAUCCUUUUCGCCCUGGCAGCUCUGCUGACCAUUGCCGUUGCCCAAGGCCUGGGUGAUCUCCCCGACUGCUCGAAAUCCUGUGCUACGGGUUCAAUCCCCCAGAACUGCGGUAUUGAUUUUACGUGCGUCUGCAAGUCCAAGUCCUUCCUAGCCGAUGUCGCCUGCUGCAUCGCUGAUAAAUGCUCCAAGGCGGAUCAGGAUACAACCAUCAAGGUUGCCAAGUCAAUCUGUGCCCGGGGUGGUGUGACCGAUCUGCCCGCCGAUGUGGUCUGCUCGAGCAGCAAGUUGAGCUCCAGCUCUAGCGCCAACUCGACCGAGACUGGAACCAACUCCAGUGCCGAGACAUCGGGUGCGACUAAGACUUCGGAUUCGACUUCUGUGACAGGCACCAAGGCUUCUACCACGGCCUCGAAGAGUGUUUCGAGCAGUGCCUCGUCUGCCUCUGCUGCAGCCACCAGCACUGGCGUCGCUGCGGUUUCCCACAAGGAUUCUUCCCUUGUGGCCGCUGCUGGUGCUGCGGCGGCGUUCGCCAUUCUGAUCUAG
Penicillium digitatum Pd1 is the source of this 555-nucleotide messenger RNA. Its product is annotated as CFEM domain-containing protein. NCBI's taxonomy places the organism in Eukaryota, Fungi, Ascomycota, Eurotiomycetes, Eurotiales, Aspergillaceae. The record is from RefSeq and is a predicted model, not a curated record.